Aquila chrysaetos chrysaetos is the source of this 7346-nucleotide messenger RNA. RefSeq names its product pleiotrophin (gene PTN). NCBI's taxonomy places the organism in Eukaryota, Metazoa, Chordata, Aves, Accipitriformes, Accipitridae. The transcript is spliced from 6 exons. Gene Ontology annotation, molecular function: growth factor activity. The coding region runs from base 621 to 1112 and encodes 163 amino acids. The record is from RefSeq and is a predicted model, not a curated record.
ACAUGAGGGGGCAGCGCGGCCGCUCGCUCUGCCCCGGCGCCCGCCCGCCCGCCUGCCUCCGUCCUCUCGCCGCCUCGCUGCAGCCCGGGCUCUGCUGAGGCAGAGCGCGGAUCAGGUUCCCUGCCUCCCGUAUAAAAAUCUCGGCGAGGAAUCUCCGGCGGGAGAGAGAGGAGAGAGGGGGCGCGGGAGGAGCGGGGCGUGAGGCGGCGGCCGGCGAGCCCGUCCGUGGGGAAGCGAAGGGACGCGCUGCGGCGGCAGUAGCAGCAGCAGCCGCUGCUCCUCCUCACCGGGGACGCCCGCGGCUCGCCCCUCUCAGCUGCGGGAGAAGAGCUUGUUGCCGCCCGAAUGCAUGAGGCUUGAGGAGAAAUCCUAUCACAAAUCUACCUGGAGUCUCUGGAUUCUUUACUGCACACAGAGUUCAGGCUUUCCCUUGCUCUCCAUGGGGAAAAAAGAAGAAGAAAAAAAAAAAAAACUAUCACUGACAGCAAACCGGGUUAAAAAGGCAAGAGAUGAAAUAAAUAUACCUUAUGCUCCCUUGGAUGUAAGGACAAGUGGGUGGAGCAUCAGACUGCAAGGGAGAUCAGAAGCAGAGCUCCUUCAAAGGCAAUUCUUCAGGCAGAAUGCAACAACAGCAACGUCGAAUGUUCACAGCUGCCCUCCUGGCACUUGUUUUCAUUCUGGCAGCUGUGAGUACCACCGAGGCUGGCAAAAAAGAGAAACCAGAGAAAAAGGCGAAGAAGUCUGACUGUGGGGAAUGGCAGUGGAGCGUCUGCGUGCCCACCAGCGGUGACUGUGGCCUGGGGACGCGUGAGGGCACUCGCACUGGAGCUGAGUGCAAACAAACCACCAAGACUCAGAAGUGUAAGAUUCCCUGCAACUGGAAGAAGCAAUUUGGAGCAGAGUGCAAAUACCAGUUCCAGGCCUGGGGAGAAUGUGACUUGAAUACUGCCUUGAAGACUCGAACCGGGAACCUAAAGAGAGCCCUUCAUAAUGCUGACUGCCAGAAGACUGUCACAAUCUCAAAGCCCUGUGGGAAACUUACCAAACCCAAACCUCAAGAAUCCAAGAAGAAGAAAAAGGAAGGCAAGAAACAAGAGAAGAUGCUGGAUUAAUGGAGCCAACUUGGGCAAUGUGAGAAAAGGACAUCAGCAAACACGAUCAGUUAACAGUUUCAUUUAUACCUAGGCAUUUUAUCCUAAAAUUAUUUAUAGCUUAAUGGUACCAUAGAAGGAAACAAACAAACAAACAGAAAAAAAAAACUUUUUUUAUUACUUUAGUAUUUUUAACGUAUAACCCUAACAACAAUUUUUAGAGGCCUGUAAUAAGGACUCCAAACUCAUUUAGAAAAUUACGCCUAUUGUAUAUUGAACAAUGUAGAGGUUUUAAAAAUAUUUUUUUCUGAAGUCUUGCCAUAGGUCUCAAUCUGGUAAUUACUCCAUGCAAGCAGAACCUGAACCUGUGUGGAGCUCUGCUGAAGCCAGUGGUGCCCUGUGUGAACACAGGAGUCUGGCUGGAUGCAAUUAUAUUUAAGAUUGGGACCUUAUAUCUGGAAAAAAACGCAGUUGUUUCUGAAGUUCUUAUUACAUCUGGAUAACUGUAUGAAAUUAUUUGUUUAAGGAAAGGAUGGGGGCAUUUUGUUGAGUAUUUACAGGCGUAGAAUUUUUUUGGAUGUGUGGUGAAUGUUCAUUCCAAAAUGCCACCAUCUCCAGGUAAAAACCAGUAGCACUCCUAUCCUUGGCCAUAUUUUGGAUGUUGGCAGUAAAAAUUCUGAAAUCUUUCAACUGCUGAACAUAGAAGAGUCCUAAUUUUUCGUGAUUUUCUAGCAAUGAUUUUUCCAAGUGGAAUGAUAGCAAAACUUUCCAUUUUUUAGCAUAUCAGCGCUGUGGAUGGUAGUGUCCUCUGUUUUACCUAUAAAAAGCUGAAAAAUGCUUUCUUUUAUUUGUUUGUUUUGCCAGAAGGGAGAAUAUCCUUUUCACAGAAAUCUAGUUGAAAUUGUUGUGAUUCUGCCUGACCCAACUCCCUUUUGUAUCAGUGGGAAUCUUCCUGUUGAUUUUAAUUAUAGCUGAUUGAAAAAUAGUAUGUCUAGUGGGAAGUAACAAAAGAAAUCUGUUUGGAAGCUGCCUGAGAUAGUUCAUAUUUCUGACAAAAAAGGGACAAUUUGUGGGACUUGAAACCAAUAGGAAUUAAAUUAAUUUUUGUUUCUGUGUUAGUAGAGCAGAAGGGAAAUAUAAAACCAGUACCUUUUGCUUUCUUCCAUUUUUUAUAAGCAAAAAGACCUUGCAAAAACUGUCAAAACAGUUCUGUAACUUUUUUUUUUUUUAAAUGGUCUGCAGGGAAAAAAAAAAAGAAAAAUUUUAAACAGCUGGUUUUAAGUUUGUUCAGUUUUCCCUAUUUUAAAUGAUAGUAAGUCCUGACAAAAGUCACAAAGUAGCAAAAAGAUCUGACAAAGGGCUGGUCUGUCCCUAGGUGAAGGGUUCUUUAACAAACUAAACAACCAGCAGACCAGACUUUCUAGAGGAAACAUAAGGGAUUUCAGUGCCCAAAUUAAUUUCAAAAUCAUUGCUUUUAAAUUCUAAAUCUUAAAAUUCAACAGCAAGAGGCAAGGUUUGUCAUUUGUGUAGGCUGCAGGCUUGCCUGCUGUUUGAGAGGAAUAGUCUCCCUUGUACUGCUGCGGGUACCCACUGACUUCAGCGAAGCUGCAGCAGGGUGUGUUCAUCUGAGUAAAUCACAUUGCUCUCUUGGGAUUAGCUUGUAGACAAGCAGAGAGUCUUCUUCCAGACUAACAUCACUCCUGUAUUCUAUACAAAAAAUUUAUAACAAUUGCAGAGCUUGCCCUCUUUUUUCUCAUAUGGAGGGUAUGGCUGAUCUGAACUCACAGCGAGGCAAGUCCUUCUGUAGAUGUUCCCAAACCCUUUGAAGCCAGCUAGCCAAGGCUGCACAUAGCUCAAGGUAGACUAGCCACACAAUUAUUUCCCAGACUCCUUGGGUGUGUUUUGCAGUCUGUGUUGAUGUCCUUGUUACUUUGACUACGCUGUUAGACAUACCUGAGCCAGUGGUAUAGUUAAAAAUGUCCCCAACAUGUGGUGGAUGUGCAAUGACCAAAUCCAAAAUAAUAAAAGCUCAUAUUCGGGUGGUUCUGGGUGCUAUUUGGGGUGUUCAUGGUCUAAUCAGUUCUACCUGUGCUUGUGCCUCAGACUAAGCUAACAGAUUGGUAGGUCUGAUUGAAAGCAAAGGGAGAAAGCUUUUUCACUCACCAAAGGUUUAUCUGUCUAAAUGCUGCAUCAGUUCACUUAAAGUGGUUCAGCUUUGAGUGCAAACACUGUUGCACCAUUGUCUUACACUGGUUAAUCUAGUCCAUGUAUAGUAGGGAGCUGGCAGGAGUUGGGAGUGAUGCUGAGACCAACAGUUUGACUAUUCUUUAGCAAACCUUAGAUGUGACUUCUGAUUUCCACCUCUGUGAGUAAGAAGAAAAUAAAUUCCCCUGUGUUUCCUCUGACACCUUAUGGCCCUUAUAAUUAACUUCCCAUCUGGCUUGUUAAAGGAACAUUCCUAAUAGUUUUUGAAGGAGGCCAGUCAAGUUCCUGUGGUGGUGUAGGGCCUCCAUGGAGAGAGUUUACAGAAAACAAACAAACAAACAAAUACCAUGUUAGGACCAGAAGAAAGCUCAGCAGUCCUGGUAGCAAAGGGCGUGAAAUAGGAGAACACUUCCUCUGUACUACUCAGCCACAUAUGUUUGGAUCUAUAUUGGCAUCUUAUUGUUGACAGUAAUUGGAGUUGUAUCUGUCAUAGUUUAUAAACAAUGAAGAAAAUUUCCAAGAAACCAGCAGAAAACAUUCUGUGGAAACUCUGGCUGUGAAGGAGAUGAUAAAAGUAAUUCAUGGCAGAACAGAGGAAGACUGAAUAGAAUUGGUCAGUCAAGUCAGCUCUGAAAGGAGAUACCUGGUACCUAAUAAGAGCAGUUUCUUCACUAGUGACAUUAUCAAGAAAGCAAGAGGCAAGUAUCUGAACAAAACCUCUUCCCACCCUAUCUUGCUCAGUUUCCACUUGAGUCAUUCUGGAUUUUCUCCUUAUUUGCUUUCUAAUCUGCUACCCUCCCUCCUUUGGGAGGGCAAGCUUGUCUGACAGUGCUGUGGGGGCGGCUGCUUCAGAUGAAAUAUGUGUUUUGCCCUCUUGGUGCUAUCCUGUUACAAUGGAAAAUGACUUAGCAUAGAUGUGUUGCUUAGCUAGCUUAACCAACUGAAGCUUGUUUCAUGAAUGUCCCUCUCGAGAAGUGGUUUCCAUCUUCAUUUGCUACAGCUAUGAUAUGGUAUGGGGAGAUGAUCGAAAUCCCCCAAAUGACAGCCUUUUUCUGAGCACUCAAAUCCCUUAGAAAAGAGAGGGGUGAGUUGCUGAACAUCAGCUAAGGGUGAAUUGGCAUCCAGACUCUGGAUUCUAGCAAGUUUAAACGUAGGGGAAUUUGGAUAUAGCUCCCUUCCCUUCCUCUAAGUAGGCUGACCCAUGCUUCUAAGCAGUUAGGCCUGUCUAUAUCUUCAUUCAAAACAAUAUUUGAGGUUUGUGGCAUUUUCUGACUUUGUCAUGUCUCUGACAGAAGUGCCCGUAUUGAAGGAGAAUCAUUGCUUGUCAGCCUGGCAUAUUUAACAGACCAUUAAGUGCAGCAAAACUAUAGGGCAAGGCUUUGGGAAGGGAAAACAUUUGUUGUACAUGCAGGUAGAUACUGAGUUGUAACUUACUGAUUCUCAUCUUCUAAUUCCAUAAUGACAUUCUGGACUGUACUGUUUUUCAAAGGACAAAAAUCAGAAAAAAUUAAAGAGUAAUAAUUAUAAAACAUAUCAACAGACAGUGUUGGAGACUUUGUAAAGAAGAGACAGGUAUGAAGUCAGGAGGAUUUUAUACAAACUUCUUUUGCGUGCUCCUUGAGUAGGGAAGACAGGGUUACUGGCUGGCACAUUUGUUUUUAUGCUUUGCUAGAUUUGUGCCUUAAUGAAAACUAAUCAAAUGUGGAACGUUACAGAGAAGUAAAGUCCCACUCCAACCUCAAAAGAACAUGUCCAACAGGAGGCAGUGUCAAAAGGAGACAACAGUAUGUCUGUCUUUUCUGGUUUAGGAGUGCAAGUUAUGAUGAUGUAGAUAGGAGAAGACAUAACAUGUUUUUUUAACUUUGGUGUAUAUCCUUCACCAGUUGGCAUGUGGCAACGGACAAUUCAAGUAAAACAACGGAGCAUUAGGAUGAACUAAGGGGAAGUGAAUACUUAUGGAAACUGUUUAUGGAAACAGGCCUAUAAAACCCCUGAAACUAACCGUGCUGCUAGCAGGGAGCAUCUGAAGUUAAACACUGUGUAGCAUUCCCAUUUGUUUAAUGAAACCCCUUAUAUAUAUGAUGAACUGAGUUUCCUUAGUCUAAUGGCAGUGAUGAGGGUGGGACAAAAGCCAACCUGACUUUCCCUCAGUCUAGGAACUACAACAACAUUAACAAUAUAAACAUGCCACUUUUCUAAAGCAAAAUAUUGGUGAGGUACACCAUUUUGACAUGACACAGUAGUCUUUCAGAUCUCCCAAAUUCUUAUAGGAAGGUGAAGCAAUAUGUCAGUGGGGGUAGACUUCAGCAUUGUUUAGUUUUGAUCCAAAAGCACACAAAGUUUUCUACUGCUAUGAACAAGCCUACCUAGACCUGUUCCCAUUCUGCUACUCUUCAAAAAUGGCAGUCUGCCCUGAGGCCUCAUCACUCUGCCCUGAGCAGAAAUGAGAUAUUUCAAGGAAAACAUGGGAAUUCAAGUAUAUUCAACUAUCAUUAUCUCAUCGGUGGGGCUGUGCAAUCCUUUUGCUCUUUCUGCAGUUUGCCAUUUAAAUGUGGAGUGUCUUGCCAUCCCAGACAGCUAAAAACUCAGUAGGUAUCUCCUAGUCUUUAAAUCCCUGCGCUUUGAAUGAGUUGCCUAUGAAAAAACCGUACUUGCAGUACUUAUUCCUUUCUUACAAAAAACACAAUAACAAACAAAACCCACAACAAAACUGAAAGCAUGUGUCCAAUGUAUGAAUUUACUGAUGAGAUAAAACAGAGGCUCCCAAGUAUUCCCGUUUCAGAAGGUCGUUCAAAGUUAAAGACUGUACAAAAGCUUUAGCCCUGAAUUCUGUGACGUAAUGCUAGGAAAAUGGAUAGCCUCUGCAGGGCUGUCUUACCAUAGCCAAUUUCAUUCAAUUAAUUACACUGUUUGAAUUCCCUCACCCUAAUCUACCUGGCAACAAGACAUUAUUUAACUUUUCUCAUUAGGUCAUUCAUUACACUUCCCAUAUUAUAAUUACGUAGUUCAUCUAGAUUUUUACAGUUGAAGGAAAUGGCUGUGAUAAUCCAGAGUGUGUGUGUUGUGGUUGCUGAGGGGACCUGAAGCAGAGGCAGGCUACUGCUGCUGCAGCUUGGAGCUAGAAACCACCGAAUGAGGGUGUCGGCAUCAGACACAGCAGCUCUCUAAAUAUACAUGCGUAUAUAUAUAUAUAUAUAUCUCCAAGCAAAGACGUGUAUAAAAGUGUAUCCGUAACUUAAAAUGUGUCUCAUAACUAGCGCUGCCAUGUUUUCAAGCUAAAGUAGAAGAGAAAGAGCUUUUUGUCCUGUGUUGUUAUUUACACAAGGAUACAAAAGUGGUAUAUAGGAUGAAGAGCUAGGUUUUUUUCCCACUUACCAGCCUAUCAGUUGAAGGGUAGCUGUGUCCAAGGAAAAUGCAAAACACAUGCCAAUGAAAUGGCCAAUAAGACUUAGUAUCAGAGUGGUGUUCUCUUCUGUCACACCAAGUACACAGAAGGGCUUUGUUCAAAGCUUCGAAGUGGAUGAACUGCUUCAGUUAGGUGUGAACAUAGAAGCCCAGGCAGAAAAAGGCUUUUUCUUUGCCAAUAAAAAGUGAGGAAAAUGGGAAAAAAAGAUUGAAAAAACAAAGUAAAACAGAAAUCUUAAUUGCAGUUUGGGUGUUAAACAGAAAGAAGGAAUGAAAGUCAAAAUAACAAAUUAAAGCCUGAAUAUCAUGUUCAAUGGAUUUCUAAUUCUGUAUAUAUCUAUUAAACCAGUGCUAUAUGAUAUCUUCUCAUGGGUUACUCUCUUUUUCCUGUUCCUUUUUUUUUCAGUUUGUAUAUUGAUUUUGUAAGCUAGCAGUGUGUUACCUUUUCGAUUUUUUUAAACUUGUAUGAAAGCCAUAUAUCCAUAUUGUAGAAUGAAAGCAUUAAUCCUGUAACAUCCCUUAAUGUUUCCCUUAGCUCUGUGGGAUUGUGGGAGGCUCUAGCGAAUGUAUAUGUUUACCAAUUGUAUCAACAUAAUUUACUUGCUCUUAGUGGCGAUAAAGAAUUAAAUAAACUAAUACACAGAA